This is a messenger RNA of Manihot esculenta (cassava), 2942 nucleotides long. RefSeq names its product ent-kaurene synthase, chloroplastic. Lineage: Eukaryota; Viridiplantae; Streptophyta; Magnoliopsida; Malpighiales; Euphorbiaceae. Gene Ontology annotation, molecular function: terpene synthase activity; magnesium ion binding. The coding region runs from base 1 to 2901 and encodes 966 amino acids. The transcript has 13 exons. The record is from RefSeq and is a predicted model, not a curated record. Gene Ontology annotation, biological process: diterpenoid biosynthetic process.
AUGGCCUGGAGGUCUUGGUUAGAUAAUGUGGCUCCGGGUACAUUCCCUGCCGAGCUUGGCAAGGGAUUAAAAGGGGUUGGUGGUAGGUUAUUGGGAGUUAUAGGACUGGAGAAAGAGAACUGUUGCCCCUCUUGGGCAGAGCUUAGGUCAUUGAGGAUAUAUUGGGUGAGUGGGCCGGUUAUCCCUUCUUUUGCUAGGUCUCAUGACCGAGCUGGGGGUGAAGAGACUGAGACCCAAGGAAGGCCUGAUUUCGAGACCGAAUGGUCUAGGCCGGCCUAUUUAAGAGGCUUCAUGAACCUUGGACUAGAGCCGUCAUCAUGGGCCCGGCCUCGUAAUCGGAGUGGUGAAACUAAGCGAUUGGACACAAAUGACUCGUUGACCACUCCGUCCUAUAAAUGUGUCGAGGCAGCAUUAUUCUUCUUCAAACACCACACAGUUGAGAGAACGAUGGCACUCUCUUGCACGGCCAAUCUCAAGACUGUGCUAACACAAAGCAUAACACCAAAGCCUCACUCAGCAGAUCCAUCACGACUACCGUUCAACAAAAAGCUGCAGAAUGUAGAAGAUCCACUUGGAAAAAUCAGAGAUUUCUUGAAGAAAGAUGAGAAUAAGCUACCAGUUUCCUCAUAUGACACUGCUUGGGUUGCGAUGGUACCCUCACAGAAUGGUUCCAAGCAGCCCCUUUUCCCAGAAUGCCUUGACUGGAUUAUGGAGAAUCAGCAGCCUGAUGGUUCAUGGGCUCUUGAUCCUGCCCAUCCCCUCCUUAUUAAAGACUGCCUCUCCUCCACACUUGCCUGUCUCCUAGCUCUCCACAAAUGGAAUGUGGGCGACCAGCUUGUGAAUAAAGGUCUAGACUUCAUGGCCUCUAACAUUUGGGCUGCCACUGACAAGCAUCAACUUUCUCCUCUUGGGUUCGACAUAAUAUUUCCAGGCAUGAUUGAGCAUGCCAGGGACACAGCCUUGAAUCUUCCUUUCAACAACUCUUUAAUAGAGGGAAUGCUUCAAAAGCGAGAUUUGGAAAUUAAAAGGCAUAACAUAUAUACCUGUGAUUUCCUUUUUCCUUUUAAUUCAACUUUUACGUACGUAUUGAUGCUGAGUUCAUUCUGCUGCAGCUUCCAAGGCGAGCUAAACAAUCUUGCAAAAUAUGCAGAGGGGCUGACCCAAUUAAAUGAUUGGCAAAAGCUAAUGAAAUAUCAAAGAAGCAACGGCUCACUCUUUAAUUCACCAUCUUCAACUGCAGCUGCUCUCAUCCAUCUUCAUGAUGAAAAAUGUUUAGCUUACCUGCACUCACUGGUGAAAAAAUUCCACAAAGGAGUUCCUACCACAUAUCCUCUGGACAUCUAUUCCCGUCUCUAUAUGAUAGACAAUUUGGCAAAACUGGGAAUUGACAGACAUGUCACGGAAGAAAUCGCAGCCACACUAGAUGACAUAUACAGAUCCUGGACGCAAGGCAGUGAAGAAAUAUUUUUAGACCCUGAAUGUUGUGCUUUGGUAUUUAGGCUUCUAAGGAUGAAUGGCUACGUAGUCUCUUCAGAUGCAUUGGUGAAUUUUGACAAACAAGAAGAUACCUUAAGUUCAUCUAGCAAUAAUAUAAAGUCUGCUUUGGAGUUAUACAAGGCUUCACAAAUUACAAUAUUUCAAAGUGAACCUGUUCUUGAAAGAAUUUACGCUUGGACAAGCACUUAUCUUGGAGAAGAGUUAGCAAGUACUGGGGGGAUCCAAGACAAGAGCCUGCAUGAUGAGGUGGAUUAUGCUAUUAACCAUCCACUUUCCUACUUGGAAAGAAUUGAAAGCCGUCGUUAUAUUGAGAAUUACAACAUGGAUGACAUUGAACUUCUUAAAACAUCUUACAGGUUUUUCAAUAUUGAUAAAAGUGAUCUCUUGACGUUGUCACUCCAAGAUUUCAAUCAGUGUCAAGCCAUGUACCGCAAAGAAUUAGAAUAUCUGGAAAGAUGGGUAAAAGAAUAUAAUUUUGAAAAAUUAGAGUUCGCAAGGCAAAAGAUAGCGUAUGCGUAUUUUGCUGUUGCUGCAGUCCUUCCCCACCCUGAUCUAUCUGAUGCUCGCAUCGCUUGGGCUAAAAACAGUGUUCUAACAACUGUUGUUGAUGAUUUCUUUGACUUUGGUGGUUCUAUGGAGGAAAUACAGAACUUUAUGGAAUUGAUUCGCAGAUGGGAUGAUCACUCAACUGUUGGAUUCAAGUCCAAAGAUGUGAAGAUACUCUUCUAUGCAGUUUAUGGUACAACUAAUGAGCUUGCUGAGAAGGCCAUCAAACAACAAGGGCGAUGUAUCAGAAAUCACUUGAUUGAUCUUUGGAUCACUCUGCUAGAUACCAUGUUAAAAGAAGUUGAGUGGGCGAGAGAAAACUCAGUGCCAACCAUGUAUGAGUACAUGACAAAUGGAUAUGUAUCAUUUGCCUUAGGACCUGUUGUUCUCAUACCACUUUAUUUCAUGGGUUCUAAACUCUCCGAGGAAGUUGUCCAAAGCCAAGAGUACAAUAAUCUCUUCUUGCAUAUCAGCAUGAUUGGCCGACUUAUAAAUGAUCGUCAAACUGUUAAGAGAGAAAGUGAACAAGGAAAAUUAAAUAGUGUGUCAUUAUAUGUAAUACAUGGUCGUGGAGCUAUAACUGAGAAGGAGGCUCAAGAGGAGGUUGCAAGAAUCGUAGAGAGCCAUAGGAGAGAGUUACUGAGAAUGGUGCAGCAAACGGAAGGAAGCGUGGUUCCUAAAAAUUGCAAAGAAUUGUUUUGGAAGAUGAGCAAGGUGUUGCAUCUCUUCUACAUGUGUGGUGAUGGCUAUUCAAGUCCACACAAGAUGGUUAGUGCUGUCAACGCAAUCAUCAAUGACCCAAUCCCUCUACCCCCAUACUCAAAGUUAAAAUUAAAGCGCUAUUUUUAUCUAAAUUGAAUUUAUAGAAUUCUCUGAUUAAAUUUAUGAUAUCGUAUUAU